This is a messenger RNA of Trematosphaeria pertusa, 811 nucleotides long. RefSeq lists its product as uncharacterized. Lineage: Eukaryota; Fungi; Ascomycota; Dothideomycetes; Pleosporales; Trematosphaeriaceae. The transcript has a single exon. The coding region runs from base 96 to 692 and encodes 198 amino acids. The record is from RefSeq and is a predicted model, not a curated record.
AGCCGCCUGGCGCUCAUGCAGGUUCGUCACUCCGCUGCCGUCGCACUGCCUUGCUUCCCCACUAAGAAUUUCCGGCGUCUCCGUUGCUGACGACGAUGCCAGAGCGAGCGCGAUGUGGGAUCCUCCCGCAGCGCCGGACGCAGCUGCUUUGGCCUACGUGCACCGCCGUGCCGCCGUGUACCUUUCUCGCACGCGCUGUCUCCCGAGCUCUGUUCGACCCUUCUAAGGAUGCUGCGUUUGCAAUUCGAUGGCUCGUCGCUCCUAGUCAACUCGAUCUCCUGAACUCCACGAUCACGAUCGCGAUCGUACCACGACUUCCGAUUGCGAGACCACUUCCCCCGGAAGCAACCCGGAAAUCCCGCUCAGGCCUGCACUCCAUGCUUGCAUCGCCGCCUACCGUCCCGCGCAUAACUCCUCGGUGGUGCAACAGGCGCGGUGGGGCAUCGGCGAGCCAGCUCAGCUCCUGUGGGCCGACAUGUCAUCAUCACUCGGCCGCCUGGCUUGACUUCCCGGUGCCUGCCGGCGGCGUUUCAUUCGGUCCCAUCUCAGACGCUUCCUUCGGGGUCAUGCGGCCUGGCCUGGGCCCGCUCACUGGCCCCCCAACUGCUGCGGUCGGAAUUCCCUGCCCACUCUGCUUUGAAAUCUGGCGUCUCCGCGGCGACACGGAUGCCAGGCCGGCAGCCUGCAGCUAGGGCACCGGCUCAGCCCCGCAACUGCGGAUGGGCGCGACGCUAUGCGAGGCGCAUCCUUGCCAGGGAGAUGACGUGGCGUCAUGAGAUCGGCUCGGUGGAUAGUCGUCUUUGUGGCUUAC